Messenger RNA from Drosophila hydei, 1804 nucleotides. RefSeq names its product feline leukemia virus subgroup C receptor-related protein 2. The transcript has 10 exons. Gene Ontology annotation, cellular component: membrane. Gene Ontology annotation, molecular function: heme binding; heme transmembrane transporter activity. Gene Ontology annotation, biological process: heme export; transmembrane transport. The record is from RefSeq and is a predicted model, not a curated record. NCBI's taxonomy places the organism in Eukaryota, Metazoa, Arthropoda, Insecta, Diptera, Drosophilidae. The coding region runs from base 165 to 1616 and encodes 483 amino acids.
UAUUUAAACUGCCCAACUAACAAGUACAGUACAUAUUCAACGACACCACCGAGUAAUUAUCAGCGAGCCAAAGCCACAAACAAAAACAACAAACAACCGCCCAACAGCUUAAUUUAUAUAAGCAUAUAAAUAUAUAUAUAAAGCUAAAAACAUAUAUAUCCUAGAUGGAUCUAAAACAUAGCGCCAGCGGCGCAGCUGAGAACGCCGAUUCAUAUAUAGCCAGCAGCAAAUCCACAGAUAUGAUCACGCCCAAGGAGAAGGAGAGCAAAGCCAGUAACAAAGCGCCAGCUGAACCAGCCGAAGGUUACAAAGUCUAUGCCAGACGCUGGGCGGUGCUUAUUCUCUUUGUGUUCUAUUCAGCCUCGAAUGCCAUGCAGUGGAUACAAUAUACCAUUAUCAACAAUAUAAUAACACGCUACUAUGGCAUUAGUGAUAAAUGGGUGGAUUGGACGUCCAUGAUCUAUAUGAUACUGUAUAUACCGCUCAUAUUUCCAGGCAGUUGGUUUCUGGACAAAGUGGGUCUGCGCAUAACGGCACUCGUUGGCAUCGUUGGCACCUGCAUAGGCGCCUGGAUCAAAGUCUUCUCGGUGGAUCCAUCGCUAUUCUACGUUAGCUUCAUAGGACAGGCAAUAGUGGCGCUUGCACAGGUGUGCAUUUUGUCGCUGCCUGCGCGUUUGGCUGCCGUUUGGUUUGGGCCCGAUCAAGUUUCAUCUGCCACCAGCGUUGGCGUCUUCGGCAAUCAGCUGGGCGUGGCAAUUGGUUUUGUGCUGCCCCCAAUGCUGGUACCAAACUCCGAGGACAUUAACCAGGUGGGCUCCGAUUUGCAACUGAUGUUCUACCUAGUGGCCGGGCUAACUAGCAUAUUGCUAAUACUCAUGGCCAUAUUCUUUCAGGAUAAGCCGCCAACGCCGCCGUCGGCCGCUCAGGAGGCAGCGAAUCGUCUGGAGGGCUUGGGCGAGCAGCAGGUCAGCUUUGGGCAAUCGCUGAAGAAUCUGCUGACCAAUCGGAAUUUCAUAUUUCUGCUGCUCUCCUAUGGCAUCAAUGUGGGCGUCUUCUAUGCCAUCUCAACGCUGCUCAAUCCGGUGGUGCUCAAGUAUUAUCCAGGUCAUGAGGUCGAUACGGGUCGUAUAGGCCUGAGCAUUGUGCUGGCUGGCAUGCUGGGCUCCGUGGUCUCAGGCAUUGUGCUCGACAAGACGCACAAGUUCAAGGAGACAACGCUGGCCGUGUACGCUCUCUCCAUGGUUGGCAUGUGGAUAUUCACAUUCACGCUCGAUACAGGACACAUUGCUGUGGUCUAUUUGACAGCCUCGCUGCUAGGCUUUUUCAUGACCGGCUACCUGCCCGUGGGCUUUGAAUUUGGCGCUGAGCUAACGUUUCCCGAACCGGAGGGCACAUCGUCCGGCCUGCUGAAUGCCUCGGCUCAAACCUUUGGCAUUUUUUUUACGCUCUUCUACUCGGAGCUCUUCUACUCGUAUGGCGAUGUGCCAGCCAAUGUGGCCAUGGCCGUUAUGCUAAUAGUAGGCACUCUUAUAACGGCGGCCACCAAAUCCGAUUUGCGGCGACAGAAUGCACAAGUGGUGCUGCCCACAGCUGUUGCAGCAGCGGCUAAUCCGUAAACUAAAACACAAAUACAAACACACAUACACACCUAUACACCAAUACACCUAUACACCUACACAUCUAUACAUUCGAGUCGCUCUUUAAGCAUUUGUUUUAUAGUAUUUUAAUUUGUUGUUAACUUAUAUUUCUGUUGUAGCCUUAAGUAUAUCAAAGUGUUGAAUUGUUUUUUAAUAUAACACACAAA